AUGGCUCCCCAACCGGAGGAGCACAAGAAAAAGGUCAACUUGACCGACGUCUCUGGCGCCGAGAUCAAGAACGAAGACGAUGUCGCGACCGCCAUUCUCAAGAAGAAGAAGAAGCCCAACCAGCUCAUGGUUACCGAUGCCGUCAAUGAUGACAACAGUAUCAUUGCCCUCUCCGAAAACACGAUGGAGGAGCUCCAGCUCUUCCGCGGUGACACAGUUCUCGUCCGCGGCAAGAAGAGAAAGGACACUGUCCUCAUCGUUCUCGCUGACGAGGACCUCGAUGACGGCAGUGCUCGCAUCAACCGUGUGGUUCGCCACAACCUCCGCGUCAAGCACGGUGACAUGAUUACCAUCUCGCCCUGCCCUGACAUCAAAUACGCCAAGCGAAUUGCUGUUCUCCCCAUUGCCGACACCGUCGAGGGCAUCACUGGCUCGCUCUUUGAUGUUUUCCUCGCCCCCUACUUCCGCGAAGCUUACCGCCCCGUCCGCCAGGGUGACCUCUUCAUUGUCCGUGGUGGUAUGCGACAAGUUGAGUUCAAAGUUGUCGAGGUCGACCCUCCCGAGUACGGCAUUGUCGCCCAAGAUACAGUCAUUCACUGCGAGGGUGACCCGAUCGAGCGCGAUGAGGAGGAGAACAACCUCAACGAGGUCGGCUACGACGACAUCGGUGGUUGCCGCAAGCAGAUGGCGCAAAUCCGUGAAAUGGUCGAGCUUCCCCUCCGCCAUCCCCAGCUUUUCAAGUCUAUUGGUAUCAAGCCUCCCCGUGGUGUCCUGCUCUAUGGUCCCCCCGGUACCGGUAAGACACUGAUGGCUCGUGCCGUCGCCAAUGAGACCGGUGCGUUCUUCUUUCUCAUCAAUGGUCCCGAAAUCAUGUCGAAGAUGGCUGGUGAAUCCGAGUCCAACCUGCGCAAGGCUUUCGAGGAGGCCGAGAAGAACUCCCCUGCUAUCAUUUUCAUCGAUGAAAUCGACUCGAUCGCUCCCAAGCGUGACAAGACAAACGGUGAGGUCGAGCGUCGUGUCGUGUCCCAGCUCCUCACCCUCAUGGACGGCAUGAAGGCCCGUUCCAACGUUGUUGUCAUGGCUGCGACCAACCGUCCCAACUCCAUCGACCCUGCUCUGCGUCGUUUCGGCCGUUUUGAUCGUGAGGUCGAUAUUGGCGUCCCCGACCCUACCGGCCGUCUCGAGAUUCUUCAAAUCCACACCAAGAACAUGAAGCUUGGUGACGACGUCGACCUGGAGCAGAUUGCUUCCGAGACCCACGGUUACGUCGGUUCUGAUGUGGCUGCUCUCUGCUCGGAGGCUGCCAUGCAGCAGAUUCGUGAAAAGAUGGACCUCAUCGACCUUGACGAGGACACCAUUGACGCCGAGGUUCUCGAUUCCCUGGGCGUCACGAUGGAGAACUUCCGCUUCGCUCUCGGCGUCUCCAACCCUUCCGCCCUUCGCGAGGUUGCUGUCGUCGAGGUCCCCAAUGUCCGCUGGGAGGAUAUUGGUGGUCUCGAGGCCGUCAAGCAGGAUCUUCGCGAACAGGUCCAGUACCCCGUCGACCACCCCGAAAAGUUCCUCAAGUUUGGUCUCUCGCCCUCCCGAGGUGUUUUGUUCUACGGUCCCCCUGGUACCGGUAAGACUAUGUUGGCUAAGGCUGUCGCCAAUGAGUGCGCCGCCAACUUCAUCUCGGUCAAGGGACCUGAACUGCUCAGCAUGUGGUUUGGCGAAUCGGAAAGCAACAUCCGUGACAUCUUUGACAAGGCUCGUGCUGCCGCUCCUUGUAUCGUCUUCCUUGAUGAGUUGGACUCUAUUGCCAAGGCUCGUGGUGGUUCUGUCGGCGAUGCUGGCGGUGCCUCGGACCGUGUUGUCAACCAGCUCCUCACUGAAAUGGACGGUAUGACUUCCAAGAAGAACGUCUUCGUCAUUGGUGCCACCAACAGACCUGAGCAGCUCGACCCUGCUCUGUGCCGUCCCGGCCGUCUCGACUCUCUCAUCUACGUUCCUCUGCCUGAUGAACUUGGUCGUCUGAGCAUUCUCCAGGCUCAGCUUCGUAAGUCUCCCGUCGCCCCCGACGUGGACCUUGGCUUCAUUGCAUCCAAGACGCACGGCUUCUCUGGUGCCGAUAUCAGCUUCAUUGCUCAGCGUGCAGCCAAGAUUGCCAUCAAGGAGUCGAUUGAUCACGACAUUGCCCGCACCAAGGAGCGCGAGGCCGCUGGUGACAUGGAUAUGGACGAGGACGAUGACGUCGAGGACCCUGUUCCUGUCCUCACCAGAGCCCACUUCGAGGAGGCCAUGUCACAGGCCCGCAGAUCCGUGGGCGAUGUUGAAAUCCGCCGCUACGAGGCAUUUGCUCAGCAGAUGAAGAAUGCCGGCCCGGGUGCCUUCUUCAAGUUCCCCGAGGGUGACCAACCCCAGGGUGCCGGAGGCGACUCGUUUGGCGACGCCGGCAACGAUGACGGCCUGUAUGACUAA
Molecule: messenger RNA, 2457 nt
Organism: Akanthomyces muscarius
Lineage: Eukaryota; Fungi; Ascomycota; Sordariomycetes; Hypocreales; Cordycipitaceae
Exons: 5
Coding region: 1-2457 (818 amino acids)
Biological process (GO): mitotic spindle disassembly; autophagosome maturation; retrograde protein transport, ER to cytosol
Cellular component (GO): nucleus; cytosol; VCP-NPL4-UFD1 AAA ATPase complex
Molecular function (GO): ATP binding; polyubiquitin modification-dependent protein binding; ATP hydrolysis activity
Source: RefSeq, a predicted model, not a curated record